UCGGUUCAUACUCCAGUAAAUUUUGAUAAACAAAUGGACGAAAGUGAAGAUUUAAACACCGAAGAUACAUUGGACUUGGCGUCAAAAACAUGGAGUCGUUCCGCAGACUCAGCCUUCAAAGCUGGUUAUCGAGAAGGCAUCGCCAAAGGAGAGGAAUCUAUUUUUCAAGAUAGUUUUGACCAGGGUUACAAGGACGGUUUCCAAACAACUUUUGCGUUAGGAAAGUAUAAAAGUCUUGCAUUUGUUUUACCAAAGGACCAUGUGUGCCCCAAGGAAGUCGAAGCGGUUCUUAAUAAUAUAAAGAGAGGAGCGUGUUACAUUUGCACAGAACAGGAUAAGACAUCAGGUUCCAACGUUAAUGAAAAAUCAUUUUCAGAAUGUCAAAAAAAUCAAAAAGAUCAUGCUGAAAAAAUAAUUCAAAUGUUGCAUGAAUAUUAUGAAACAGUUAUGAGGAAACAUGGCGUAGAUCUAAAUGAAUUAGAUUUAAACUGGUAAUGAGAUUAUAAAAUGUCUAACUACAUCUUGCACAUUUUUAAAGCAUUAUGAGAGUCAUACAUCCAGUAUGAAUACAACUUUAUUUGUUGGAAACGUGUGUUCUUAUAGUUGAAUGACAAAUACAGAAUUUGAACGUGAA
Orussus abietinus is the source of this 634-nucleotide messenger RNA. RefSeq lists its product as uncharacterized. The coding region runs from base 34 to 495 and encodes 153 amino acids. The transcript has 2 exons. The record is from RefSeq and is a predicted model, not a curated record. NCBI's taxonomy places the organism in Eukaryota, Metazoa, Arthropoda, Insecta, Hymenoptera, Orussidae.